AUGAUUUCAGCGCUGCUCUAUUUCGAGUUAUCACUAAUAAGAGGCAGCAGCAGCAGCCACAUCUCACACUCCGCUGUCACACUGACACACCUGAUCAGCCGUCUGUUCCUGAGAGGGCCGGAGCUGUUCAAGCCUCAAGCUGACUUUGACUCCAAAUAUGAGGUUCUGCGUCCACUUGGCAGAGGAGGCUAUGGGAUGGUCUACAGUGGCUUCAGGAAAUCAGACAAGCUACCGGUUGCCAUCAAGUAUAUCGACGCAAAGAAAGUCAGUCGCCAGGAGGUGAUAUGCAAUGGAACGAGCUACAACGUCAUCCUGGAGGUGGCGUUCAUGCUCAAAGCAACAGGAUUAACAGGAGAAGUCGGCCAGUCAGCAGCGGUGUCACUCCUUGACUGGUACUCCCUGGACGACAGACUAGUUCUGGUCAUGGAGAGACCGACGCCCUGCAUGGACCUCCUGCAGCAUCUGAAUAAGCGUGGAGGAAAACUGUGUCAGGACGAGGCAAAGGACAUCUUGAGGCAGUUGGUGGAUGUCGCCAUUGAUAUGGAAUCAAAGGGCAUCUUCCAUCAAGACAUCAAGCCUCACAAUGUCCUCAUACAGUCUCAGUCCCGGGUGUCAAGAGUGCGCCUUAUUGAUUUCGGCUGUGCGAGCUUCUCCUCAGAGACAUGUCAUCGUUUUUGUGGUACCCGUCUAUAUGCCCCCCCAGAGUGGUUGUACUGUGGGACGUACCAGGCCUGCCCGACCACUGUCUGGCAGCUGGGGGUGCUGUUCUACUCCCUCCUUCAUGGGGCGUUUACUUUUACCACCAAGGAGUUCCUGAAAGGCGCAGUUGAAUUCGACUGGAGACUGUCCAGAGAGAGCAAGCUUCUGCUGAGGAUGUGCCUGGUCGAGAACCCAGAACAUCGAAGCACCCUGCAGCAGCUUCAGCGGCUUCUGGCAACAAAAACAGAUUUCUACCAGGUGUAG
Messenger RNA from Cheilinus undulatus (humphead wrasse), 963 nucleotides. Its product is annotated as serine/threonine-protein kinase pim-1-like. The transcript has 7 exons. Gene Ontology annotation, biological process: regulation of mitotic cell cycle; negative regulation of apoptotic process; protein autophosphorylation. Gene Ontology annotation, cellular component: cytoplasm. Lineage: Eukaryota; Metazoa; Chordata; Actinopteri; Labriformes; Labridae. The record is from RefSeq and is a predicted model, not a curated record. Bases 1 to 963 code for a protein of 320 amino acids. Gene Ontology annotation, molecular function: ATP binding; protein serine/threonine kinase activity.